AAGGAGGUCGGCCGCCUCGGCCGGGCAGGCUUCGAUAGUCCGCAUUUUUGCCAUAGCUCGAAUUCCAGCAGCGGCAGCGAGCGAGUGAGAGAGUGACGGGAUGUGCGGAAAUCUGUGAGGAGACCUGCAAGCCGCCCGCCGAUCGAUACCUCACCGACACCCGAGCCAACGCUCCACAGCCGGACAGAGGACAGGGGGACUCGUGACACGGAAUCUUGGUGCUUUCUCGUCGAUGGUUCACGCAAAGGAAUUCGGGCGCGCGACCACUUGAUCGCUUUUCGGCCAUCGGCCCCUUUUUAUCGCCCGUGCAGUUUCUUUUCCUACCUCCACUUCCUCUGCACUGAUAACAACAGUCACUAAAAACAGUGCUCACAGUUCAAGACAGUACUUUUAUUAUGAAAACACUUUCGCAAAAAUUGAAACAACACAUUCGUCAAGAAAUGGACAACUCGGUGGUAGAGUCGCCCUUGGAGGUACUAUCAAGAGCUGCCACUAUGGUGCAGCUGGGCGUCGCGAAAGGCGACUCUCUUGGAAAGGAGGUGCAGCCGUCAGCGCGGUGGCGCCGUGAGCGUCGACCAUGCCCGACGGCACGGGCGCCGCGGCCGAUGCUUGCAAACAACAACGACGACGACAGUCCACUAGACAUGAGCACACGGGGCCGACGGGGCUCAGAUGAGGCGGCGUCCAAUGCGGGGCAACGUGGAGGGCCCAGCGACAGCGACCCAGUCAUCGAUGAGCACUUCCGGCGCUCACUCGGCCAAGACUACCUCGCCAUCUUCCCACCCUCCGCGCACACAGGCCCAGCCGCUUCCAGUGCCGCCUCCGCCGCCCUCAACAAACGCACCCCUUCUCCCAACAAAACCCCAUUUGAUCCCUCAGACGAUGCCACAUUCACGCCGCUCACAGUGGAUGACCACUUUGCAAAGGCAUUGGGAGAAACGUGGCACCAAUUGCAGGCUUCAAAGAAGGACAACGAAGACAAAAGCUCGUCAUCAACGCCUUCGUCAGCAUCUUCAACGCCUCCGGCAUCGCCCUCCGUCGUCUCAGCAGCUGUUUAAGCAAUUGACAAAGCAUGAGAUGACCUAUUCAGUGAGUUUGGACACUAGUGCACAUGUAAAUAAUUAAUCAAUAUCUAGACAAUGUCGUCAUAGUGAGAGUGUGAGAAAUGAAGUUAUAUUUUAAAGAGAGGAGCUGACUCUGGCUCCUCUUUUUCUAGAUUUGUGUAUUUAUUUUAUUUUAUCUUGUAUUCUUAGUCACAAGUGUUAAGUUAUUAUCAAAUGACAUUAUUAAACAGAUGGUAAAUAU
Molecule: messenger RNA, 1305 nt
Organism: Cloeon dipterum
Lineage: Eukaryota; Metazoa; Arthropoda; Insecta; Ephemeroptera; Baetidae
Product: transcription cofactor vestigial-like protein 4
Exons: 5
Coding region: 396-1058 (220 amino acids)
Biological process (GO): negative regulation of DNA-templated transcription
Molecular function (GO): transcription coactivator binding
Source: RefSeq, a predicted model, not a curated record